CCCCUUAAAUCAGGCGUAGACAGGCUCAUAGUCCCAGUCCAUCCCUUGCAAAUCACAACAAUGGCCAAAACCCCCCUCGGCGCUCUCAUUCUCACCUCCGACUUCCUCUUUCUCUUCAUUGUUUACACAUUUUCUCUUGCCACUGCAAAAUCUCACCAUUUCUCAAGAACCUUAUCUCCAACCAAUCUUGGUCUCAAGAAAGAGAAGCUAAGCCACCUCCACUUCUACUUCCAUGACAUAGUUAGCGGCCGAAACCCUUCUGCAAUUAAGGUCGUCCUACCACCCAAUAACGCCUCCAGUACGGGGUUUGGAAUGGUGGCGAUGAUCGAUGACCCCUUAACUGUAAAGCCCGAAAUCAGCUCAAAACUUGUAGGUAGAGCACAAGGGAUUUAUGCGUCUGCCUCGCAGAGUGAAGAUGGGUUGCUAAUGGCUAUGAACUUUGCUUUCAUGGAAGGCAAAUAUAAUGGAAGUGGUCUCAGCGUUUUGGGGCGUAACGUGGUGCUUUUAACCGUGAGGGAGAUGCCGAUCAUCGGUGGAAGUGGGCUGUUCAGGUUUGCUCGUGGGUAUGUUCAGGCGAGAACUCACACUUACAACCCAAAAACUGGGGAUGCUGUUGUGGAGUAUGAUGCGUAUGUCCUCCAUUAUUAGUUGGAUCUUUUGGUUUUUGCAAAAAUAUUUUGGAGUUUAACUAUAGUAAUUGUGCUGAGGAUCUUGAAUUUAUUUGUGAUUGCCUUAAUUAAUUUAUUGAAUUUUCAUGCUUCUGGAUCU
Molecule: messenger RNA, 768 nt
Organism: Hevea brasiliensis (rubber tree)
Lineage: Eukaryota; Viridiplantae; Streptophyta; Magnoliopsida; Malpighiales; Euphorbiaceae
Product: dirigent protein 22
Exons: 1
Coding region: 61-648 (195 amino acids)
Source: RefSeq, a predicted model, not a curated record